UAUGUCAUGGUGGAUAAUAUGAUAGUCAAACUCCUCCAGAAGGCAGAUAUUGCUGUUUUCGGACGCAAAUGCAGGUCUUCUUCGGCGGAGCAUUCUUUUCGGGCCCAUUGUUCCGGCAUAGAUGGCAUGCUGGAAUUUCGGCGAACAUAAGGUUCAUUACCAAGUUCUCCUCCUUCAAGUUGGCAUCUUGCGACUACAUAAACGUGACAAGGAUAAGACGAAUACCGAGCCCAACCAAUCUGUCGAGUUGCUACACUUUGUUAUUCUUCAUAUACACUCUAUAUUCGCACAUCUCAUUGAGUGUGUAAACGAUUCGUUGGUUUCAAGGAAUCAAAGGCCAGACGAAGAGCACAUUCAUCAACCCGUAAAGCACGACUACGACCAAAAUGGCCCCUGUAGCUUCUCAAUUCAAGCUCAACACAGGAGCAACCAUUCCUGCUGUUGGCCUGGGUACCUGGAGGUCGGAGCCCGGCGAAGUACGCGACGCAGUAUCUUUCGCCCUAAAGCAGGGAUACCGUCACAUUGAUGCAGCUUUGAUUUAUGGUAAUGAAAAUGAGGUUGGCCAAGGUAUCAAGGAUAGUGGUGUGCCUCGUGAGGAGAUAUUCUUGACGAGCAAGCUAUGGAACACCCACCAGCCCAACGUUAAAGAGGGUCUACAAAAGUCAUUAGACGCCUUGGGCACAGACUAUCUCGAUCUUUACCUCAUCCACUGGCCGGUGCGCCUAGUCCCUAACGAAUCUAGCGAGCUUCUCCCCGUGAAUCCGGAUGGCACACGAUCUGUUGACCGAGACUGGGACCAAAGUGAGACUUGGCGCCAGAUGGAAGAGGUUUACAAAUCUGGCAAAGUCAAGGCCAUUGGAGUCGCCAACUGGUCGAUUCCUUACCUAGAGAAACUGAGCAAGACUUGGAAGGUCGUCCCCGCAGUCAAUCAGGUGGAGCUACACCCUUUCCUGCCUCAGCACAAGCUCCGGGAGUACUGUGCAAAGCAUGAUAUAUUGCUAGAGGCAUAUUCUCCACUCGGAUCAGCAGGCGCACCUAUCAUGUCCGACGACAGUAUUCAGGCGGUCGCAAAGAAAUACGAUGUGUCCCCUGCUACGAUUCUGAUCAGCUACCAUGUUAACAAGGGAGUGGUCGUCUUGCCAAAGUCUGUACAUGAGAAGAGGAUCAUCAGCAACAAGACAGUCAUUGAGUUGUCUGAUGAGGAUAUAGCGCUACUGGAUGAUCUGGCUGCCAAAGGCAAGGCAAAGCGCAUCAACACACCGUUGUGGGGAUGGGAUCUCGGCUUUGAUGACUGGUAUGGUCCCUCAGCAAGUUCCCACUAGAUGGGCUAGGAUAGGGUUGCUACAAGAAAACAUAAAAGCCACUGUUCGCU
Messenger RNA from Alternaria alternata, 1372 nucleotides. RefSeq names its product protein GCY. The transcript has 7 exons. Gene Ontology annotation, molecular function: aldose reductase (NADPH) activity. The record is from RefSeq and is a predicted model, not a curated record. Lineage: Eukaryota; Fungi; Ascomycota; Dothideomycetes; Pleosporales; Pleosporaceae. Gene Ontology annotation, cellular component: cytosol. The coding region runs from base 387 to 1322 and encodes 311 amino acids.